CAAGUUUUGCUGAUCUUUCUUCUUCUCAAAUGGGUUCUUCUUCGGACAAGCUGUUUAACAGAGAGAGAACAAUACAUGAGAUUCUGGGAGGGAACAUUGAUGUGAUGCUGUGGAGGAAGAAGAAUGUGAGUGUUGGUAUAGUUACAGUGACGAUAGCUUCAUGGAUGGUGUUCGAGGCAUUUGCUUACACCAUCUUCACUCUUCUUUCAAGUGUUCUUCUUCUCUUGCUCUCUAUUCUCUUCCUCUGGUCCAAAUCUGCUUCUAUUCUCAACAGGCCAUCACCGCCACUUGCCAUGGCAGAAGAAGCUUCGAUAUGGUUACGCAUCCAUGUGAACAAACUACUCCAAGUUUCGUAUGACAUUGCAAUGGGAAGGGACUCAGAGUUGUAUAUCAAAGUAGCAAUCUCUCUGUUUCUCAUCUCAUUGAUCGGAAGCCUCAUGGAUUUUCAGACACUUUGCCACACCAGCGUUUUGGUGGUUUUGACGGUUCCAGCUUUCUAUGAGAGAUAUGAAGAUUACAUUGAUGGAUCUGUUAUGUUUAUCUGCAACAAAGCUAAAGAGCUUUACCUCAGAUUCGAGAUAUUGGCUUUUCCUCCAGAAAAUAAGAAACUGUGCUGAGAUGCUGUUACCUCGUUCUUCUUCAAGAGUUUCUUCUUUUGUCUAUUUUUGAUUUCUCAGUUUUGUGGAACUGGAAAGAAAGGGAGAAAAAUGUAUUGUUUUGUUAUUAAAUGUUGGAAUGGUACAGCCAAAAAAUAUGAGCAAUCCACGGAAAUUUUAUUUCA
Molecule: messenger RNA, 781 nt
Organism: Camelina sativa (false flax)
Lineage: Eukaryota; Viridiplantae; Streptophyta; Magnoliopsida; Brassicales; Brassicaceae
Product: reticulon-like protein B12
Biological process (GO): response to bacterium
Source: RefSeq, a predicted model, not a curated record